GUCAUUGUCCGCGAAGGACCGUGACAGUCCGGAGCGGCAGCGGGAGUUAGAAGAGACGAGGAAGAAACUUGUCACCUGGACCUUCACCUGCAGCUAAAACCCCCAGAACCCCGCGACGGAAACAUGAGAUCGGAGAGAGAUUUGCGCGCCCGUGGUUCUCUGGUGCCUUUGCAAACACCUUCAGGGAGUUCACAUGCUCCUGCGCGUCGACGAGGAGGCAAUGUUUAGGCGCAGACGACCGGCAGAGCCCCGCGGAGUUUCGGAUGUGUGUCUCGUAGCCUGUCAAAUGAGAGAGGGCUGAAACGGGAGACGCAGCGACGAGGAGGACCGCGAAUGUAGUCUUCUUGGGAAAGCGAAACACUGUACCUACCAGUGUCUUCCUGCGGUCACCCCUCGUGUGUGUGAGCGCGCGAGUGUGCGUGCGUGCGUGUGCGUGUGUGUGUGUGUGUUUUCGGCUUCUCGUAGUGCUGUGUGUGGGUAAAGCCCGGGAGGAUGCAGGUGAAGAAGCACCGGGACUCGGACCGGAGCGGCGGGGACAUGCUGGAAGCAGACGGCCUCCGCAGAAACUCCUCGUGCUUCUCAAAUAUCAAGAUAUUCUUGAUAUCGGAGUGCGCCCUCAUGUUGGCCCAGGGCACCGUCGGGGCGUACCUGGUCAGUGUGCUGACCACCCUGGAGCGGCGGUUCAACCUGCAGAGCGCUGAUGUUGGAGUGAUAGCCAGCAGCUUUGAGAUAGGCAACCUGGCACUGAUCCUGUUUGUCAGCUACUUUGGGGCCAAAGCACAUCGCCCCCGUCUGAUAGGCUGUGGGGGCAUCGUCAUGGCGCUCGGCGCCCUUCUCUCAGCUCUCCCGGAGUUUCUGACAAAUCAGUAUGAGAUAGGGGAUAUGUGGAGGACUGAUAUGGGUCGGGAUGAUUGCUCCAACACCAGCGGCAGGGACGCCCAGCCGGCAGAGGAUGCUCUGUGCUCCAACAAAGCCAACACCAACAUGAUGUACCUGCUGCUGAUCGGAGCCCAGGUCCUGCUGGGGAUCGGAGCCACGCCGGUGCAGCCUCUGGGGGUGUCCUAUAUUGAUGAUCAUGUGAAGAAGAAAGACUCCUCACUCUAUAUAGGGAUUCUCUUUUCUACGCUGGUGUUUGGGCCUGCCUGUGGCUUCAUCCUUGGCUCCCUCUGCACUAAAUUCUACGUGGACGUUAUCUUCAUUGACACCAGUAAGCUGAGCAUCACUCCAGAUGACCCGCGGUGGAUCGGGGCCUGGUGGGCAGGCUUCCUCCUGUGCGGUGCCUUACUCUUUGGCUCUGCCGUCUUGAUGUUUGGCUUCCCUCAGUCGCUGCCGACCAGGGAGAGAGAGGAAGGGGCAGACAGCGAGCAGGUUAUGCUCCCUCCCUCUCUGAAUCCAGACUAUGAGACUCCAAAGCCCAGCAAUGGGGUUGUCCAAAACCACGAGCCUGCCAACAGCCCCACCUGCUGUCAGCAACUCAGGGUGAUCCCCAAGGUGACCAAGCACCUCCUGUCCAACCCAGUGUUCACCUGCAUCAUCCUGGCAGCCUGUAUGGAGAUCGCUGUUGUGGCCGGCUUUGCAGCCUUUCUGGGGAAGUACCUCGAGCAGCAGUUCAACCUCACCACCACCUCAGCAAACCAGCUGUUAGGUAUGACGGCUAUUCCUUGUGCAUGUCUGGGGAUCUUCAUGGGCGGUCUGCUGGUGAAGAAGCUGAACCUGUCGGCGCUGGGAGCUAUCCGCAUGGCCAUGUUGGUCAACCUGAUAUCCACUGCCUGCUACGUCUCCUUCCUGUUCCUGGGCUGUGACACAGGCCCCGUCGCCGGAGUGACGGUCACAUAUGGCAAUGAGACGCUGCAGGUGGGCGAGAAACCAGAAGCUCAGUGCAUCAGUCACUGCAACUGCUUCACCUCCUCCAUCAGCCCCGUGUGCGGCUCCAACGGUGUCACCUACCUGUCCGCCUGCUUCGCCGGCUGCACCCGAACAGGAAGCGCUCGGACCACGUCGACUAACUCUCAGAACCUGACAGGAUGUUCCUGUGUAUCCGCUGAAAACGAAUUGGCCACAGCGGUUCCGGGGAAAUGUCCGACGCCGGGCUGCCAGGAGGCUUUCCUCAUCUUCCUGUGUGUGAUCUGUGCCUGCAGCCUGGUCGGAGCCAUGGCCCAGACUCCCUCUGUUAUCAUCCUAAUCAGGACCGUGAGCCCUGAACUGAAAUCGUACGCGCUUGGAGUGUUGUUUCUUUUGUUACGACUCCUUGGAUUCAUCCCUCCUCCUCUGAUCUUCGGUGCUGGGAUCGACUCUACUUGCCUUUUCUGGAGUUCAGACUGUGGCGACAGGGGCGCUUGCCUGCUGUAUGACAACAUAGCCUACAGGCAUCUGUAUGUGAGCCUUGCCAUCAUCCUGAAGGGCGUCGCCUUCCUCCUCUACACCACCACAUGGUAUUGCUUACGCAGGAACUACAAGAAGUACAUCAAAGGCCACGAGUGCCACAUGACUCCGACUGAGUUUUACCCCUCUCUCACGGACGGCCCCAAACUAGUCGACCGGACGAAGUUUAUAUAUAACCUAGAGGACCAUGAGUUUUGUGAAAAUAUGGAGUCAGUUUUAUAGUUUGUAAAUCAAGAAAAGGACAAUGUGGACAUUCAUAUUCUCUCAAAGGAAUAUUUUAUGAUUUUAUUCUACUUUUCUUGAAAGGAUGAAACAAAAUUGUUUUUGAUAAAGGCGAUCUAUUUAACGGGCCCUCCAGGUCAUAGGAGACGCUGCACUCCACUUGGCUCCAUGUCCUCGGUAAACUUUCGAAAGGGUCCAUUUUUAGUCGUUUACAUUAAUCAGCGAGGUGUUGUCCAGUGUUGCCGGUGAUUCCUGUGUUGACUUGGUGGUAGAAGACCUCUGCAGUACUGUCUGGCUGAGUCCUAGUUGAUUAUUAGUGAGUGGACAUGAUGCUACUACAACUAUAGUUGCCAUAUUGUUUUUAGGUCUGUCAGGAUCCCAGUGAUCUGUGUGGGAUAUGACAGUUUCCUUUCAGUCAGUGCACUGUGUGCUCUGCCUGUCACUCUCCCAAAUGAGAUUUGAAAGUUGGGAUGGCUCUUCAGUUAUUCAUAUUUAAAAGUUGCCAAGUGUUUACACACUAAUAGUUCAUCGGUUAAUGCAUUUUAGUACGAUGCAGAUAGGUUCCGUAUAAAAAGAGAACAGAAACACUCUGACUGGGUUAUUAUAGUGGCCUGUUAGAUGUUUUAACUGUCAGAAAAUCCAGUUUCAUGACUUUAAACAAGAUAGUGUUUGCAUGUCAUCAUGCACUGUUCAGUUUCUUGUUCUCUUGCUGGAUCAUAGGCACUGUUUUUGAUACUCCUUAGACUAGACUAUGAAGUCUUGUCUCAUAGGUGCAAAUGUGCAAUUCAUAUCCGAUGCGUCCAUGUUCUUUACUAGUCUUGUGUCAGACUACAAGUUUGUUUUUCAUUAUAGCAGUUUGUUUCAUUUUCCAUGUUUGUUUUUUACAUCUGCAGAAUUUAUUCAGCCUAAUAUGUCUUAAUAAGGGAUUAUUCAGUUAAGAAUGUUAAUUAUAUUUUCUUUUGACUUUUGCACCUAGUGAGAAAGCAAAGAUGAAAAUCAAGAGUAAUAUUUUUAUGUGUUUUGACAUUCAAGUAAAAAAGAUUAGGAGUAAUAUAUUUAUUUCAUUAGGCCCAGAAUGUUUCCUUAGAUUGUGUUUGAAAGGUAAAAUAUAAAUUAUAUACAAGAGAUGUGUGUGUCUGAUGUCACAAAAGAUUUGGGACAAUUCAUAGCAAUGAGAGUAGUAUGUUGCAUUACUGGGGGGAAAAAACACAAUCUGUGUCUUCAAGCUAGGCCUUUAAUAUUUGGGAUAAAGGUAACAGGAACGCUAGAGGAGGCUGUGUAUGAAUGGUCAAACAAAGUGAAGAACGCUGAAUUUAUUCCGGGACCUGUGUUUGAAGAACUCUUUAACGCGACUCGGCACAUACGACCUGCUACUCUACUGAUCUCUCUGCAGUUACGGUUUUGACAUUGUCCCUUUUCUUACACUUUUUGUAUGGCAACAUAUCUUUUAUUUUAC
Xiphias gladius (swordfish) is the source of this 4060-nucleotide messenger RNA. RefSeq names its product solute carrier organic anion transporter family, member 3A1 (gene slco3a1). Gene Ontology annotation, molecular function: protein binding. Gene Ontology annotation, cellular component: membrane. Lineage: Eukaryota; Metazoa; Chordata; Actinopteri; Istiophoriformes; Xiphiidae. Bases 493 to 2604 code for a protein of 703 amino acids. The transcript is spliced from 10 exons. The record is from RefSeq and is a predicted model, not a curated record. Gene Ontology annotation, biological process: transmembrane transport; prostaglandin transport; sodium-independent organic anion transport.